This is a messenger RNA of Chaetura pelagica (chimney swift), 317 nucleotides long. RefSeq names its product reactive oxygen species modulator 1 (gene ROMO1). The transcript is spliced from 2 exons. The record is from RefSeq and is a predicted model, not a curated record. Gene Ontology annotation, cellular component: TIM23 mitochondrial import inner membrane translocase complex. Lineage: Eukaryota; Metazoa; Chordata; Aves; Apodiformes; Apodidae. Gene Ontology annotation, biological process: protein insertion into mitochondrial inner membrane; protein import into mitochondrial matrix. The coding region runs from base 5 to 244 and encodes 79 amino acids.
CCAGAUGCCGGUGACCGUGGGCCCGUACGGGCAGUCGCAGCCCAGCUGCUUUGACAGGGUGAAGAUGGGGUUCGUGAUGGGCUUUGCCGUGGGCAUGGCUGCAGGGGCGCUGUUCGGCACCUUCUCCUGCCUCAGGAUUGGCAUGAGAGGACGAGAGCUGAUGGGUGGAGUCGGCAAAACGAUGAUGCAGAGCGGAGGGACGUUUGGGACAUUCAUGGCUAUUGGGAUGGGAAUCCGCUGCUAACCUGGAGCUUGGGCUUCCUGCCCAUCCAGCCAUUCCUCCUCUGUACCAUAAUAAAAUCUUUAGACACCUGGAA